Molecule: messenger RNA, 1763 nt
Organism: Oreochromis aureus
Lineage: Eukaryota; Metazoa; Chordata; Actinopteri; Cichliformes; Cichlidae
Product: B2 bradykinin receptor-like
Exons: 2
Coding region: 185-1213 (342 amino acids)
Biological process (GO): smooth muscle contraction; vasoconstriction; immune response
Cellular component (GO): membrane
Molecular function (GO): bradykinin receptor activity
Source: RefSeq, a predicted model, not a curated record
AUUUUGGUAGGCUGUCAGUCUACUGUUUAACUCAGCAAUCGAUAUGUAGCUUUAACAUCUAUUUACUCUAGAAAUGUAAAACUUUGAGUCUGAUAUGAGUCAACGAGUCAGAGAAAGUCACCUCUGUCUGAUGAGCGAAUAUUGAGCUUUACCAGUUGGCUCAGACCCUCCAGCGGAGUUACUUAUGGAGAACAACACAACAGCUGAGUUUGUCUGCAACCACACGGAUGCAUGGGACUGGGUUUACACUAUGCAGCCUGCCUAUAUGUCGAUCAUCUGUCUUCUGGGAGUAAUCGGCAACUCCUUCGUGCUUUGCGUCCUCUGUCUUCAGAAGCGGAGAAGUUCUGUUGCUGACAUUUACCUGAGCAAUCUGGCAGCGGCUGAUCUCCUCAUGGUUUCCUGUCUGCCGUUCUGGGUAUCAACUAUAAUCAACAAGUUCCACUGGAGAUUUGGGGAGUUCAUGUGCCAGCUUAUCAAUAUUGUCAUUGGGAUGAAUUAUUAUUGUAGUGUGUUGUUCCUUACGGUUGUGAGUAUGGACAGAUAUCUGGCUCUCACUAAACCAUUGUCCCAAGGAAGGCAGAGGCAGGCUUUCUGGGCACAUGGAAUUUGUGUAACCAUUUGGAUUGUUGGUAUCUUCCUCAGUUUUCCUGCUUUUCUUUUCCGCUCUGUGCAGUUCUUCCCCCAUUUGGGCAUUGAUGCAUGCUACCUAGACUACCCCCAUGAAGGGUGGCGAUUGCGGUACAACAUAACUGUGAACAUAGUCUGCUUUCUCAUUCCUGUCCCAAUUGCAUCGUUCUGUAGUUACCACAUCACUAAAGUCAUUUUAAAGAGACAGAAGAUGAGAAGAAGCAACAGCGGGAGCGCGGAGAGGAAGGCAGCGUACCUUGUGCUUAUUGUUUUGGCUGUGUUCGUCCUCUGCUGGCUGCCUUACCAGAUUCUGAUCUUCUUUGACACCUUGGAUCACUAUGAGGUCAUCUCUGGAUGCACGUGGGCAUAUGUGCUGGACAUUGGCAACCAGUUAGCUACGUACCUUGGCUACAGCAACAGUGCAUUGAAUCCUUUCUUGUAUGUGAUUGUUGGGAAGAACUUUAGGGAGCGGGCAAGGGAAGUGUUUAAACCCCUUCUAUGCAGGAAAAAAGACCAGUGUGAGGCAUCUGGUCAUGGUAAUGCCAAUCUCAUCUCAAGUAAACAAACAGAGAGCACGAAAAUCUAAAUUAAUUUACACAUAAAGAGUAAACUCUGUUUAAAAUAUAUUUGUGAAUGAAUUGAAUUUCAUGUAUUAAUAUUUUUUAUGUUGUUGGAUUAGGGUCUAAUAAGAGGGCCUGCCCUGGCCUUUGAAGCAUAGCUUUACUUUUUAAUUUUUGUUUUCAAAUUAGUGUUUCAUUUUCCAGUCAAUUAAAGCUUCUCUUCAUCCACACAAAUGACGGUAAACUCAAAGGUUAAAAAUUACUUGUCUUACAGUAAUUCUUUGCAUGCUAAAAGCAAACAAUAAAUCUCUAUGACACUAUCUGUAAAACAAAUUCAAACAUGUAGAAAACUGAUCUUUUCACAUUCUUGGCAUGUUUGUCCACAACCACGUUGCACUUGUUUCCAGACAGUAUCAAUUUCUCUUAGCAACAAGCUAAAACAAGUCCUUCUGGCAUGUACCGUUACUACAAGCUUAGUUUGGUUCUUUUCUUGGGAGGACCGAUGUGUAACCUGUAAUUUAGGAACCUAUUUUGAACUGUAACCAGCUUAGUAAAACUUUAAUAAAGUUGUCCUUG